Messenger RNA from Plasmodium inui San Antonio 1, 6576 nucleotides. RefSeq lists its product as hypothetical. The coding region runs from base 1 to 6576 and encodes 2191 amino acids. The record is from RefSeq and is a predicted model, not a curated record. Lineage: Eukaryota; Apicomplexa; Aconoidasida; Haemosporida; Plasmodiidae. Gene Ontology annotation, molecular function: DNA-binding transcription factor activity. The transcript has 2 exons. Gene Ontology annotation, biological process: regulation of DNA-templated transcription.
AUGAAAGCUGCCCCGGAUAAUGCGGACAUGAAAGCUGCCCCGGAUAAUGCGGACAUGAAAGCUGCCCCGGAUAAUGCGGACGUCAAAGCUGCCCCGGAUAAUGCAGACGUCAAAGCUGCCGCGGAAGGAGAAGACCCAUUAGGCAAGAAACAAAAGGGAAAAGACAAAAGGGAGCGAUCAAAUAAGGGGGUCAGCGAAGUUAAGAGCUCCGAGUCAGGGAAAAUGAGCCCACAUGGAGAGGCAUAUGAGAAGAAUGGGAAAACGUGUAUGAGCAAUGACAACUACGAGGUUGGCGGGAGGCAGGCAGGAGCAGAAGGAGAGGAAACAAAACUAGAGAAAGCAGAAGUAGAAGCAGAAGAAGAAAAGAGACUCGAACUAAUCAUUAAUAAUUUUAUGCAUAGAAAGCAAAUCUGUUUUUCAAUGAAUGAUAUUUUUUACCCCUUCACUAAUCGGAACCUCAACAUGCCUAGGAAGAAGCAGCAAAACAAGAAGUCGGCAAAGAAUAGAUUAUUUGAGCGUUCUAAUAAUAGGUUUUCUAGAAUUCUAGGACAUGUCGACCUUCUCGACCCCCGAGAUAGUGCACCGUCUAGGAGGUACCUUAAAAGUAAAGUAAUUUACGGGAAAUUGAAGAAAGGAUUAAAUCUUUUACUUAGACAUGAAAAGAAGAAGAAGAAAAGGAAGUACACGCGACAUGGGACAGGUGGUAAGGUCGAUGAUGUCGUGUUGGUACCCCCGAUUGGUCAGGGGAUCGAAGGUAGUCGCAGCAAUGUGGGGGGAAACACCGGGAACAUCAGCAAUGGGGACGUCAACAAUGGGAACGUCAACAAUAGGGACGUCAACAAUGGGAACGUCAACGCGAGUGCUUGCGCUCCUCCUGUCGCAAGGGCCAAUGGAAGGGCUGUCGGAAGGAAGAGAGGCAACAAAGGUGCCGCGCAUACUGCCAAUCAGAAUGAAGACAGUUUGAGUGUAACUUGCCCGACAACAGAAAGCCACGCGAAUUCUCCCAUCAAAAGUGCGAAGGAGAAAUCCGGGCGAGGAAGGAAUGUCGGAGAGAAGAAAGGGGUCAAGGCGAAUAAUGCACUCGUAGGGGUAAAUCCCAGCGAGGGGGGCAGCGGCGCCAUGCAAAUGCACGAGACGCAGUGUGGCGUCCCCCUCCAGAUGGGCGACCCCCGCCUCGACCUGCACGAGAUGGGAGCGAUGGGAACGAUGGGUGCUAUGGGAACUGUGGGGGCCGUGGGAGCGGUGAAAGCAGUCCGGGGCGGUAAAAAUCAGGCCAAACCGAGCCCAAGGAAGCACACAUCACAGGGGAGAAGCAAGCAGAAAGAUUCAGGCAGCACUUACGAUGGCCUUUUUAAUAGCGGUGGACAAAUGAGGGGGGUGAAGGCGAAAGGGAAGGAGGGCCACAGCAAGAUGGACAUGAUGGAUCCAGCCCUGCCUAGCUACAACGUCGGCGGGGAAGUGGGCGGUCAGAUAAGUGGCCAUAUAAGCGGUCAGAUGGGUAGCAAUUUUAACACACAACUGAGCAGUCACAUGGGAAGUCACGUUGGAAGCCAUGUAGGAAGUAACGUGGGAAGCAAUUGGGGCAGCCAUGUGGGAAGCCAUAUUGGAAGCCAUGUAGGAAGUAACGUGGGAAGCAAUUGGGGCAGCCAUGUGGGAAGCCAGAUGAGUACCCCCCUUCGAUACGACCACCCGGCCUACAACCCCCCAGGUGGAGCAUCCCCAGCAACCCCCCCCAACAAAGGCCUUAGCAAGAAGGAGAAAACGAGCCCGAGAAAGAAGGUACACAAAAUGAACAACAUGCCGAAGGAGGCUCCAUUUUAUAACGCGUCCCCUUCUACGACAUCGGCUGCAUCAAUUUCCGGUGGAGGAGGUUUAUACCCGUACAGCAGCUUCCACGCUGGUAGUAACGUGGACAAACCGAGUGGAAUGAUGCCCCUUCCCCAUGGACCAGGUAACAACAGCACCAGUGUGUAUAGAAUGAACAACACAGAAGAACAAAGGCAUACACAGCAAGCUCACACAAUAAACCCCUACAUUAAGAAUGAAAUGAUGAAUAACAUAGACCGUGCAAACAAUAGCUACAUGUUUCGAAGUACCAAUGAGCAGGCACAGCUCAGUGGACCAGUUCCUGUCGAUAUGAAUCACCACGCAGAUGGAAAAUUGUUUGGAGAAAGACAACCAGGUGAAGACAACUUUAGAGGCACUGUGAUGAAGUCGAGGAAGGCGGAGAAGUUUGACGGGGGAAAUGAUAGCCAUUUCAGUGGAGCCCCCCGAGGUAGAGUUAGAAAAAACGUAGAGAGUGGAAAGAAGGUCAGCAGUGUGAAGGGACGCCACAGUGCUGGAGAUAAACGGAAGGGCGCUGCGAAUCAAAUGGGGACAGAUGCGAAACUGGCAGAGAAGGAGACGGAGGAUGGAGAACGUAGAAGGUAUGACAUCGGCAGGGUUGAACAAGGCGGGGAGGAUAAAGAUAAGGAUGGCCGUGAUCCAGGGGAAGGUAGCAUCUCCGUUGGACAUUGCUAUGAUGAGAGCAAGGGCAACUAUCACAACAGAGGGGGAACCGACGACGACAACAAUAAUGACGGAAACACGUCGUGCGGGGGUGGAGGAGGAGGAAUGGGGGGCGGCUACCUCACAGGGAGCAGUCACAACGUAGGUAAUGAUAACUCCGGCGGAAGAAGAGGCAGUGUGCCGGGAGAGAACCGCUACAGGGGACAGCAGCAGGGGCGACAGGAGGAGCGAAAGAAUCGACUGGACCAACGAGAUGAUGGGGUCAUUUGCCCGAUUGAGAGUGGACCCAUUGGUGUAGUAGGAUGUGGCUUAAUUAACAGCGUGGGAAGUACCCCGGUGAGCCACCCCGCGGAGCACGCGAGGACGGGCGACACCCUGUUGCACACGAGUCUGAAGCACCAAGUAUUGGAUGGGAAGACAAGAGCAGAUAAAAUGGUGAGUGAAAUGAUGGAUAACGAAGGGACCAACAUAAGGUGCACCAUCGUUGGAAAUGUUACCUGCAUUGAUAGUGUGGUAGUAGGUCCUAGUGACGACGCGAUGAAAGGGAAGGAACUUCAUGGCAACCACUCCAGGGGGAAGGCCAGCAACGAUGUCAGUGCAGUGGGCAAAGGAACGAUCAUCACGAAGAAGCAGAAUCGGAGCGGUACAUCUAAAGAGGGGAACUUCGCACCAGUUAAAGAUAGGAUGAAGGAGCAGGUUGGAAGCAGCAAUAGUAAAAGGAGCUGCGAAGUGAGCAUGUCCUAUGCAUCAAUAUCCGAGGGGCAGAAUGGAGAUGGUACAGGUAAUGCCAUCUUUAAUUCCCCCAGGAAUGAAGAUAUACGUUGUGGUAGCGGUGUCGGAGGGGGGAACGCAAUCGAUGCGGGGCAAGCGAAGAAGAUGACAUGUCUGCACGUGAAGGGUGAGCAGAUGCAGACGACGGAGCAGAUGCAGACGACGGAGAAGAUGCAGACGACGGAGCAGAUGCAGACAACGGAGCAGAUGAAGACGAUGGAGAAAUUGAACCAAGACGAUGCAAAGGAUGAGACUCGGGGAUUUACGAAGGAGGUCGCCGAAAACGGUGGACUCAGCAAGCACAGCCAUAGUUGCAACAGCAGUAGCCGUGGAAGUAGCAAAGACGGAGGGGAAAACAAAAUAAGAAUUCACAGAGGAGGAAGUACCAAUCUGGUGAGUGAGGAUGCAUCAACAGAGGGUUGCAGCAACAUCAUGCAGAUGAGACAAAUGGCAGAUGCAGGAUUAAAUGGGAAAGGAACGAACCAGCUUAAUUAUAUCUCGGAGCAACCCUACUUGGAAGGCGUUAACCUAAGCGCAGCUACCUCAUUCGAUCUGCACAAAGAGGAGAAUCAUACGGGAGCUGUCAGCGGGGGGUACCAUCACGAAGGAAUGAGCAAGCCUGUUAGGAUGAGUGACAACCAGGAGAUAAGCCCAUUUGGUGAUUCGCCCCCCAGUAGUGAAGAAGGAAGAAAAUUCAAAUCGGUGAACCAUAGUACACCUCUAAAUCACCGCGAUGUUGUGAGUAACGGUUACACUGGAACGCAGGAUGGAGCAGUUGACUUGGGGAAGAUAAACAUAGAGGCUGACAGUGGUGGCCCCAUAGAUAAUUGCACCUUCCGAUUAGGGACGUCCCAUUCGAAGGGUAAUUAUGAUGCAAGUGAAUCCUCCGCUUUGAAGAUGAAAAAGGAUAAUCUGGCACGAUAUGUGGAGGACAGGGGAGUGAACAAUCUGGGCAGCUUCCCGAUCCAGGCGAUUGAAGGUGUAGGCAGCUACAAGGAGGAAGUGUUGUUUGGAUGUAGGGGUGGGGACGCGCAUGGUGGAAGUGGCGUAGGCAUAUGCAUUGCUUCUGGAAGCAGUGAGAAUCGUCUCCCCCCUGUGAUAGUGCAGCAAUGCGGCAUGAAAAGGAAGGCCCCGUCUCUUUCGAAGACCUUGCAGGGAGGCAAAAAAGUGAAGGGGGGGUUAGCACUGGGCCUCCCAGGUGGUAGCGCUAGCAGAAGCAAUGAUGGCAUCAGUGGCAGCAGAAAUGGUGGGAGCAAUGCCGCCAGCAGUGACGAUAGGACUGAGGGGCACACUUUGAUGCAGAGCUUCGUGCCGAGUUGUGCGCCAAGCCGUGUGCAGAGCCAUUCGAUGAGUCGAUUGGCAAAUCGGCCGGGGAACCCACUCCUCCCUCCGAGUCACCUGCAUAGCGAAGCACAGCAGCCCUUCCCCUUGGCGAACGAUGGAUAUGUAGUCGCAAGGAACACAGUGAGCAUGGCCCCCAAAGGGAUGCCUAGCAUAGCAGAACCCGUUCCACUCCUAAACGGAAGGAAGGCUCAAAGGGAGAUACUACCAAAACAAACAAAAGUGGAGUUAUUCGACGGAGUGGAAGUGAAUCACGAUAAGAACAGUAACACGCAGAAGGUGGAACCUAAGUGGCCCCCAGUAAGUAACAGCAGUUUCAGUUUUGAGCAAAAUGGUGAUUAUGAGAGAAGGGGACUUGUCGGACAAUUUUCCCAUAAAGAUGAUUGCACAGAAAAGGCGAAUGGGGUGGAGAAAGCCAAGAGUAGCACAUUGGGGAAGGGGGUACUGAGGAGUGAAGUGAGGCAUGUGUAUGGAAAGCUUGGAAGGACAGUGUCUGAUGCGAAUGUGCAUUCGAUUCGGUCGGUUAGUUACGCGAUGAAUGGAGAGAGUGAGGGGAGAAGAAUAAACGUGGGAAGGGUACUCCAGAGGGUCGUGGAGGAUGGAAGAAAGGAUGGUAGUAACAGCGGCGACAUCGGCAACAUCGGCCACAGCAGCGGUAGCAACUCUGGUAGCAGUGGCAGUGGCGACAGUAGGAGCUACUCCGUGUUGAGAAGCCGAAAGGAAGGAGAAAAAAAUCGCCAGGGAGGCACCCAAGAAUGUGCCAAGGUGCGCCCGCUACCCACAGAGGGGAAGCAGUUCAUUCUGGGCAGUCACCACAUUUGUGGUAGUGGCAGUAACAGGGGAGGUGACCACAUGGGCGUAGCUAGCCGCAUGGGCGUUGCUGGCCCCAUGUCGGGAGAUUGGGGGGGAAGCCGCCCCUUUAGUAGAGACCCGAGCGGUAGUCGUGUCGUGGCGAAGGUGAAUGGAGGUGUGCAGGAUUAUCAAAAUGGACACAUAGGCGAGGGAAGAGAUGAAUAUAAAAUGGAUCACUUCGGUAUGGAGACGCCCGGAAAGCUCUGCGUAGCGAAGGACCUACAGCAGGAGAACUUAGAAGGAGUGAAGUUUCCCAGCGAAGCCGUGAUGUAUGCCCCUCCACAGGCACACAGAGACUUAUACAAUAACAAGAUCCAAAAUGAGAUUAGCAACGAGAAGAGUAGCAGUGUGAUGAUGAGCAGUAAUGGGGUUGACCCCAUUUUGGCGAAUGGCCUUGGGGACAACUCGAACCUCGUCAGUAGUAUGAAUAAUAUUGCGGCGAGGCCGCUGGAGGGGAAAUCGCAGGAGGGAAUGUCUUUUGUAGGCACAUCCCUCGUGGGCACCCCAGUGGAUGACUUGCAAAGAGGAGUCAGCAAUGGCGCGGCAAGGAAUGUACCGAGCAUGUGGGACAAAGGUACCAUCCCCUCCAACGUGCCCAUAACCGAUCUUAAGAUAACGAACAAGAUGGAGUUCCUUGUCAAACAAAUUUCGAAUUCAACUACCAUGAAGGAUGAACAGAAUGGAGUCAAAUUAAAAAUCUCGAAAAAGAAAAAGAGAAAACCAAAAGUCUCACUCCUACAGCACGACACAAGUGACCUGAAGGAGCAGGUUGUGUCUGAUAAGACCAUCGAUGAUGAGUUCCCUUUAUGUGACCAGGGAGAAGAAAACCCAAAUGAAGAGACCAAAUCCAAGCCCAAGCGGUGUAGGAGGUCUCGAGGCGCGAAGGAUGGAGACGACCAAGUUGUCACCGGUGCUUAUGACGAGAACGGAGAGAAGGUCUCAGGGGUGUGGUACGACACCAACAGGAGACUCUGGCGAGUCAUGUACAUGGAAAACGACAAGCGGAAGACGAGGGGCUUCUCCCCACGCAUUUAUGGGUUCAACCUCGCACGAGAGAUGGCCGUGAAGCUCAAAUAUGAGAUGAUGGAAAAAAACAAGAAGUGA